AUGGCCAUGGCUUUAGGGGUAGCAACAUCUCCGAAUGCUGAAAUAGCAGCAGAGGCAGGACUGAACCCUAGUUCAUUAGACAAAAAGAUACGCCAACUCUGUGGACUGUUUGUUUUCAUCAAGGAAUCCAAAAUCUAUCUCAUUCAUCAGACUGCAAGAGAGUUCCUCAUUAGCAGACACGAUAGAUCUGUCAACAUGCAUUGGCAUCUUGACCAGCGCAAAACAGAGAUACAAAUGACUGAAAUAUGCCUUAAAUACCUUCUUCUGAAUGAUCUAGUCAGUAAUGACGAAGAGUCUAUACGGAGCUUACUGGACUAUUCUGCAGAAAACUGGGCCGAUCAUUUUCGGGACGUAGUAUCCCUGGAAGAUGAGGUAGUAAACCGAGCCUGGAAGCUAUAUAAUGUUAGGACAGAGCAAUUCCGCUUGUGGUUCCCUAAAUUUUGGACUACAGCAAUGCUGUAUCGUCCAGUACCCCAAAUGAAGGCACUACAUCUGGCUGCAACGACUGCAUUACAAUGGGCUUGUGAGCAGGGACAUCUUGAGAUUGUUCAGCUACUACUUGAAAAGGGAGCAGAUGUCAAUGCUCAAGGUGGUUUUUAUGGCAAUGCUCUCCAGGCUGCUGCUCAAGGAGGACAUCUUAAGAUUGUUCAGUUACUACUAGAGAAGGGAGCAGAUAUCAGUGCUCAGGGUGGAGAAUAUGGUAAUGCUCUCCAGGCUGCUGCUGAAGGAGGACAUCUUGAGAUUGUUCAGUUACUACUUGAGAAGGGAGCGGAUGUCAAUGCUCAGGGAGGACGAUAUGACAAUGCUCUCCAGGCUGCUGCUCAAGGAGGACAUCUUGAGAUUGUUCAGUUACUACUUGAGAAGGGAGCGGAUGUCAAUGCUCAGGGAGGACGAUAUGACAAUGCUCUCCAGGCUGCUGCUCAAGGAGGACAUCUUGAGAUUGUUCAGUUACUACUUGAGAAGGGAGCAGAUGUCAAUGCUCAGGGUGGAGAAUAUGGUAAUGCUCUCCAGGCUGCUGCUCGGGGAGGACAUCUUGAGAUUGUUCAGUUACUACUUGAGAAGGGAGCGGAUGUCAAUGCUCAGGGUAGAAAAUAUGGUAAUGCUCUCCAGGCUGCUGUUCAAGGAGGACAUCUUGAGAUUGUUCAGUUACUACUUGAGAAGGGAGCGGAUGUCAAUGCUCAGGGAGGACUAUAUGACAAUGCUCUCCAGGCUGCUGCUCAAGGAGGACAUCUUGAGAUUGUUCAGCUACUACUUGAAAAGGGAGCAGAUGUCAAUGCUCAGGGUGGUUUUUAUGGCAAUGCUCUCCAGGCUGCUGCUCAAGAAAGACAUCUUGAGAUUGUUCAGUUACUACUUGAGAAGGGAGCAGAUGUCAAUGCUCAGGGAGGACCAUAUGGCAAUGCUCUCCAGGCUGCUGCUGAAGGAGGACAUCUUGAGAUUGUUCAGCUACUGCUUAAGAAGGGAGCGGAUAUCAAUGUUCUCUAG
Messenger RNA from Talaromyces stipitatus ATCC 10500, 1482 nucleotides. RefSeq names its product multiple ankyrin repeats single kh domain protein, putative. The transcript is spliced from 2 exons. The record is from RefSeq and is a predicted model, not a curated record. The coding region runs from base 1 to 1482 and encodes 493 amino acids. Gene Ontology annotation, molecular function: protein binding. Lineage: Eukaryota; Fungi; Ascomycota; Eurotiomycetes; Eurotiales; Trichocomaceae.